This is a messenger RNA of Thlaspi arvense, 1272 nucleotides long. Lineage: Eukaryota; Viridiplantae; Streptophyta; Magnoliopsida; Brassicales; Brassicaceae. The record is from the annotation of a GenBank genome assembly.
AUGUCAGCGACUGCUCUCUCAAGAUUGAACACUGUUUCUCAAUUUGGGUUUCAACGAAUCGCUGCUGGGAAAAGUAAGAGCUUCUUCUCCAAUUCCGGCGAAAGGAGAUUGCUUUCUGAUAGCUCCCGGUUUCGUCUAGCCGGAAGGAGACACGCCAUGGCUGCUUCUGGUUCUUUGCCAGUGUACGGGGACGCUUGCCUGGAUGAUUUGGUUACAACUUGUGCAAAUGGCUUAGAUUUCACUAAGAAGCGUUCUGGUGGUGGUGGCGGCUUCAAUGUUGAUUCCCCUGUAGCCAGCAUGAGACUUGGGAGGAGAGAGCGGAUGAAGAACCGACUGGUCUGCCACUAUUCUGCAAUUGAUCCGCUCGUCAAGAGUCGAGCACUCUUUGGUACAUUGUCAAAGAGUGUUCAUACAUCUUCCACUGUUUGUUUCUCGUUAGGACCAGCUCAUGAGCUGUCUUCUCUCAACGGUGGCUCUCAAGACUCAGAGCUUUCAGGCUCUCCGCCAACUACUACAUCUCUUAAGAGUCUGAAGCUAGUGUCUGGUUCCUGUUAUCUCCCGCAUCCUGAGAAAGAAGCUACAGGUGGAGAAGACGCUCACUUUAUCUUAGAUGAAGAACAAGCUAUUGGAGUUGCAGAUGGUGUUGGCGGUUGGGCGGAAGUUGGCAUUAACGCUGGACUCUUCUCUCGUGAACUAAUGUCUUAUUCAGUAUCAGCUAUUCGAGAACUGGCUAAGGGUUCCUCUAUCGACCCGUUAAUGGUUUUACAGAAAGCGCAUUCUCAAACCAGAGCCAAAGGCUCUUCCACGGCUUGUAUCAUCGCUUUGACAGAUAAGGGAUUACACGCUAUUAAUCUGGGAGACAGUGGGUUCACGGUGGUUAGAGAUGGGACGACGGUGUUUCAGUCACCGGUUCAGCAACACGGAUUCAACUUUACUUAUCAACUAGAGAGUGGAAACGGCGGCGAUAUGCCCAACUCUGGCCAGGUAUUCAUGAUUGAUGUGGAGUCUGGAGAUGUGAUUGUGGCGGGAACGGACGGUGUGUAUGAUAAUCUAUACAACGAAGAGAUCACAGGAGUGGUGGUUAGUUCGGUUAGGGCUGGGUUAGACCCGAAAGCCACGGCUCAGAAGAUUGCGGAUUUGGCUCGUCAGAGAGCAGUCGACAAAAAACGGCAGAGCCCUUUCUCAGCGGCGGCUCAGGAGGCUGGCUUCAGGUAUUACGGAGGAAAGCUCGAUGACAUCACCGCCGUCGUCUCUUACGUCACACCAGCGUAA